AAUUCCAGGACCAUUCCCAGACCUUCCGCCUGGGGCAGCGCAGCUUCGGCCGCCAGUAUGCUCACCUCUACGCCGUCAGGCUGCGGGCCAUGCGCGCCCGGCUGGAGGCCGCGGCCAGGGAGCGCUGGGGCGCUGCCGUGUGCGUGCGGAGGCUGUCGGAGCUGAGGUCAGGGGAGAGGUGCUGUGUGCUGGGGACUCUCUUCAAGGCCAUGCAGCUCCAGCCCAGCAUCCUGCAGGAGAUCAGCGAAGAGCACAACCUGGUACCUCAGCCACCCUUGCCCAAGUACAUCCAGCCCUCAGAUGAGCUGGUGCUGGAGGAUGAGCUGCAGAGGAUCAAGCUGGAAGGAGCUGUGGAUGUCCAGAGACUGGUCACAGGGGCCGUGGUGGCCGUGCUGGGCUCGGAGCAGGAUGACGGGAGGUUCCUGGUGGAGGAACUUUGCUUCUCCAACCUUCCACCACCUCUACCCUGGGCAGGGCCCAGCACUGACCG
Molecule: messenger RNA, 490 nt
Organism: Acanthisitta chloris (rifleman)
Lineage: Eukaryota; Metazoa; Chordata; Aves; Passeriformes; Acanthisittidae
Product: DNA polymerase delta subunit 2-like
Exons: 4
Biological process (GO): DNA strand elongation involved in DNA replication
Cellular component (GO): delta DNA polymerase complex
Source: RefSeq, a predicted model, not a curated record